CGCAGGGGGAACCGAGUCUCCCCGGCACAGUGAUGACCGUUCAGCUUCAGCUGCAUUUAUGAGCAUGAUUACAGAUGUUUUGGGAUCUAUGGACGGGCACUUGCAGAAACAACAUUACUGGCAGACCACUUGCAGAACUCAAUACUGAAACUUACCGCCUGCAGAAAAACUCACUCGCUGGAUCAGACGUCAUCAUCGCAUAAUCUUCAGAGCUCGUCCAGCAUGGGUCACUUCACCUUUACAAUACUGACAGGCCUCUUUCUUCUUCUGGUGACCCGGACUGUAUUUGCCAUGGUGUUGUUUAAUGCCACAGAUCUUGGCUUUCUAUUGGAGAAGUACCUGGAGGAUGAUGAUGAUGGUGGAGACGGAGUGGAGGAGCGACAGAGAGGCAAGAGAGCCAUCACUGCCAGUGACAUGCAGGCCAUCCUGGACCUUCACAACAAACUCAGAGGACAGGUUUACCCACCGGCUUCAAACAUGGAGUACAUGGUGUGGGACAAUGAACUGGAGCGGAGUGCUGAGGAAUGGGCCGAGACCUGCCUCUGGGAACAUGGACCAGCAGGCCUGCUGCCUCAGAUUGGUCAGAACCUGGGAGUUCAUUGGGGAAGGUAUCGUCCACCUACUUCUCAUGUACAAGCCUGGUACGAUGAGGUCAAAGACUACUCAUUUCCAUAUCCCCAAGAAUGUAACCCUCACUGCCCUUUUAGGUGCAGUGGUCCAGUUUGCACCCACUACACUCAGCUUGUUUGGGCAACAAGUAGUCGAAUUGGCUGUGCGAUCAAUGUGUGCUACAACAUGAAUGUGUGGGGCCAGAUCUGGGCAAAAGCUGUUUAUCUUGUGUGCAACUACUCACCAAAAGGUAACUGGUGGGGAUAUGCCCCAUAUAAACACGGCACCUCUUGCUCUGCCUGUCCACCAAGCUAUGGAGGAGUGUGCAGAGAAAACCUUUGUUAUAAAGGUGAUGGAACAAAUAGGCAAAGCCCAAAUGAGGAAACACAUGAAAGAAAUUCAAUAGAACCAGAGGCCCCUCACAGCCCUGGGCCCCGUUUACGUGCCCCAAGUCCAACCAGACACCCAAAUGCAGUUGUGAGCAAAGAACAGAUGUCCCAGACUGUGACAUGUGACACAAAGCUAAGAGACCAGUGUAAAGGGACCACAUGCAAUAGGUACGAGUGCCCUGCUGGUUGCUUAGACAGCAUGGUAAAAGUGGUUGGAACUGUGUAUUAUGACAUGCAAUCCAGUAUUUGCCGGGCAGGCAUUCAUUACGGUGUCAUUGACAAUGAUGGAGGCUGGGUGGAUGUCACAAGACAGGGCAGAAAGGACUUCUUCAUUAAAUCAUAUAAAAAUGGACUUCAGUCCCAUGGAAAGUACCAGAGUGCAAAUGCCUUCACAGUAUCUAAAGUUACAGUGAAAGUUAUCACCUGUGACACUACAGUUUCAGUGCUGUGUCCUUACCAAAAGCCUGUAAGACACUGUCCAAGGAUUUACUGUCCUCGAAACUGCUUGGAAGAAAAUUCCCAGCUUUCUCGAGUCAUUGGCACCAGAGUUUAUUCAGAUAAAUCUAGUAUAUGCAGGUCUGCAAUCCAUGCUGGUGUUGUAAGUAAUGAGUCAGGUGGUUACAUCGACGUGAUGCCCACAGACAACAGGAAGCAAUACACUUCAUCGUACCAGAAUGGUAUAGUCUCAGAAAGCCUGCAGAACCCAGCGGGAGGAAAGGCAUUCAGAGUAUUCGCAGUUAUUUGAGCAUGUGCUGAAAUCACGGUCACUCAUCAACCUGUUCUGUUGAUUAGGCUGUAAUACUGGCCAUUGAGAGGCUUUUUUUUCACUCUAACCAACCUGUAUUUCCUUUCACACUAAUGUUGAAUGAAGUAGGUAUUUGCUGUAUAGAUGGAAAGCCUUUCCAGUGCAUCAAGCUGAUUACCCAUUUUAUUGGUUGAAAAGUAUGUGAUUAAGGGAAGAUUCAGGGAAUGUGGUGUCUGUUUUGCAGAGAAAAAGCACUUACGGAUUUUUUGUCUUGCAUAAUUUUCAUUUCAGAAACUUUUAUAGCGUAUCUAUGAUAUAUUUUAUUUUCAUUAUAUGUUGGGGAAGUUCUCAUCCAUUUAUAGUUUCGUUAUUAUUUUUUGUAACUGUAUUUAUUUUUAUAUAUUGCUUUAAGGCAAGAAAAGACUGCUGAUAAGGUUUUGUUAAGGUUUUUGCAAAUUAUUUUGAUGAUAAUGAAGAAUGUGGAUAAUCCUGCAGGGCAGGAGAUUGCAUCUAAAUUUUAAGAACAUCAAAAAAUAAAUAAAUAAAUAAACUUGUAUGAAACGUCCACAUUGUUAAACACUGUAAAUAGCUUGUCGCGAAAAGCUUGUCUAUAGAAUUAUUAGUAGGGUAUAUGCAGAAGUAUGCGGAAGGACUUUUAGUUUUUUUUUUAGUAACCUGGGUCAAGCAUUUCUGGUGAACUGUAUGACAUUACAAAAUCUGCGCAUUUAAGGUCUGCUUUUAAAAAUCAAUGAUGUCCACUGCCUGAUUGAUUUACAAUGCAUCCGGAAAGUAUUCAUAUCGCUUCACUUUUUCCAAUUUUUUUUAUGUUACAGCCUUAUUCCAAAAUGGAUUAAAUUCAUUUAAUUCCUCAAAAUUCUACACACAAUAGUCCAUAAUGACAAUGUCAAUCCUGUCUCGGAGGUCUACAGACAAUUCCUUUGUCUUCAUGCUUGGUUUGGGCUUUGACAUGCACUGUGAACCAUGCGAACUUAUAAAGACAGGUGUAUGCUUUUUCAAAUCAUGUCUAAUCAACUGAAUUUACCACAGGUGAACUCCAAUUAAGCUGCUGAAACAUCUCAAGAAUGAUUAGUGGAAACAGAAUGUACCUGAGCUCAAUUUAGAGCUUCACGACAAAGGCUGUGAAUACUUAUGUACAUGUGAUUUUUUUAGGUUUUUUAUUUUUAAUAAAUUUGCAACAAUUUCAAAAAAUCUUUUUCACAUUGUCAUUAUGGGGUAUUGUGUGUAGAAUUUUGAGGAAAUUAAUGAAUUGAUUUCAUUUUGGAAUAAGGCUGUAACAUAAAAAAAUGUGGAAAAGUGAAGCGAUAUGAAUACUUUCCCGAUGCACUAUACGAUAUAAAGUGGGUUUCAGAAUGUACAAGAAGCUCUGCAUUAAAUUACAUUUUCCCUCGCCAUGUCUUUAAAUCAUGAACAUUUAUUUUACCCCAGUAUGUUCAAUGGCUUUUUAUCUGGUUUUACGCUUGGACAACUAAAUGAAUGCUGAAGUCUAUUUAACUGAUUGUGUUUUAAUUAUAUCACAACAUCGAUGCUGUAAAAGGAACCGUAUAAAAUUGAAAUGUCACAUUAACUGUUUAUCAGUAUGGGAAGAAACACUAGCUGUGCAUAUACCCUAUUGAAUUGAAUUGCAUUGUUCAUAGAUUACUGUAUGUAGUGUACCAUGAAUUCAACUGUAUUAUCAUUUAAAAUAGGUUCCUUUUUAGUAGUGAAUUGUCACCCACUACCUAAAAGUGCCCUUUUUUGCUAUUUUAAAGAUUUUCUAAUUCAUCAGUAAAUACUUGUACAUUUACAUUCAUGUAAAUCCAGUUAAAAAAAAAAACUUUCAUUUUCUCAUAAUAGACAUUGCAGAAUCACCUCUUUUUUUACAUGUCAUUUAACAAAGUUCAUUUAAGGAUCUAAAAGAGUCUUCUAUGCUCUGAUUACCAUCAUUACCAUAUCUGAAUUUCAGCUCCAGAGGCUUCCUCUUUUUUUUGCAGUGAUAUGAACAGUAAUGAUGGUGUCGAUUUAAGCGUAUCAGAGCCUGAGUCUUCAUAUUUUAGAAAUGCAUGAAAAGUGGAAUUACUUUUGCAGUAAAUGAAAGAGCAUCUUCUGGACAUGUCGAAAAUGUGAGCCAGACUUUUUCAGGCCUCAAGUACAAAUAAAGCAAUCACAGGAAGCCACAAGCUGGUUUUACUUUAAUUUGGAACAAACCUACAUUUUACCAAACCGCUAUAAACGCUUUAAGAAAGUUAAUAUUUAGAGAAAUAAAAGCAUAACAGUGGCACUUUAAGGUGCAGUGGUGUUAGCGAAAUUUCAGGAAGAUUAAAUCUUAGGAACACCCCUGACAGGCAAUUUUAGACUUGUUGUUGGUUCCCUUGGUUUGUUUGGUCUAGAUCCAAAAAUAUUAAGAGACAUUUAGCAUUUUCACAAAAAUCACUGUUCUGCUACAAUAUUAAAUAUUUUCAUAGUUCAUUUGGUUUUAUGAGGCAAUAUUUCUACAGUAUAUGGAGCAGAAUUUGUCAUAUGUAGGUUAACACUUAUCUCAUCAGAGCACACCUGUUCCUGGAUUCCACUCAUAUCAGUCAUCCAUCACAAUUAAUGGACACCACCUCUAUGUGCUUUUGGUGGCUAUCCUUGCAGCUGACAUUAUAUUGUUUAUCAUUUUGUAUGUUUUUGGAACCAAAUUUUUUGUUAGGCUUUUCACAGUAUUUUUGCUCCAGAAUAACUUCAUUCAGAGGCAUUGGUAAAACAAACCUUGCUAUAUUUACUCAGUGUACAUAAUAACUAACUUAUAGAAGCUACAUUAUAAAUCAUAUAUUGUGAUAAAGCCUGGUUUGUAGGUCCUCAUUCAAGUGAUCUGGUCCAGAAUUAGUUUGUGACUGUGAUUGUCCAUGAAGGUCAUCAGUCCACUGCUCUUCACCAAGUACAAACACAGAUACAGGGACACUGGAUCGUUUUAAAGCCAGUCGAGUCGAGUCAUCAGCGGAUCACUCGUCUGUGUUUGCACUCGGUAAACAUCGGUGAAUUUCUGUUGAGCAAUGGUAAAUACUAUGGCAAAUUAGCACUGUUAGAGAACAUGCUCAACAGCACUUAAAUGUUAGCAGGAAAUUGAUGUUUUUCCAAAAUUCAGUUUCAUGACAAGUAUAAUAUAGUGAAAGAAUCAGUUCGUUAACUUGAGUUUGAUAAAUGGCAUCUAAAACGUGUGUUUGGGAAAGAAAUCGUUAUCUAACUAGUGCCAUUUUCCUUAACUUAGCUGAAAAUGAAUCCCAUUGUAUUUUCGCUAUCCAUUUCGAAAGGACCGUCGCGUCACUCGGAAGGUGGUGAAAUGAUAAAUGUGUGUCACUUUCUCUUUGCUGAUAAGAUAUACAGCCAGGUUCACAAUGUUCCUUUGGGAGGAAACCAGAGCUAAACACUUCUGGGUUUCUUCUCACCACAGCCUCAACUUCUCUUUUAAAAUGGCGCCACAUGAAAUAAGUCUAUUCCAGCAUAUGUUUUACACAGCUCUUCCGGCCCAGUACUGAGAAACAUGAGGCAUUAAAUGUCAGCAAAAAUCACGGAUGAUAAUCAUCCCAGUGUGCAUGAGCUUUAACAGAGGUAUUGAACAAGACCUACAAUAGAACCAAACCUGCAAGUGUGAACACACCCUUAACUUUGCAAAUGGUGCUCUUUUCUGCUUUAUUUGGAAUGAUAGAAAUAUUUACAAUUGAAUUGAGAUACAACAAUAAACAAUCUAGCAGUUGGCACUUUACAAUGUUGGAUAAUGUAUGCAUGAUUGUUCUGUACAUACUAUUUUGUGUUUUCUACCUCACAUUGAUUAAAAUAAAAAUUCAAUAAACUUCAG
This is a messenger RNA of Danio aesculapii, 5578 nucleotides long. RefSeq names its product cysteine-rich secretory protein LCCL domain containing 1a (gene crispld1a). NCBI's taxonomy places the organism in Eukaryota, Metazoa, Chordata, Actinopteri, Cypriniformes, Danionidae. Gene Ontology annotation, cellular component: extracellular region. The transcript has 15 exons. The record is from RefSeq and is a predicted model, not a curated record. Bases 223 to 1743 code for a protein of 506 amino acids.